This is a messenger RNA of Nothobranchius furzeri (turquoise killifish), 5562 nucleotides long. The record is from RefSeq and is a predicted model, not a curated record. NCBI's taxonomy places the organism in Eukaryota, Metazoa, Chordata, Actinopteri, Cyprinodontiformes, Nothobranchiidae.
AUCAAUGACUAGUCAAAGUCGACUCGAUUUUCAUUACUUGACUGUCGACUUUAAAAGAUUUACGUCAUGCAGCCCCUAGUACUUUCUAAAUAUAUCGCCCAAAGGCAGGAUAUAAAUAAAUGGAAGACAGUAACGGCCCGAAGAUGGAACCUUGAGGGACUCCCCAAGGAAGGGGAACUGAUGGAGAUGAACAGUCGUUCAGCAUAACACCAAGAAUCCUGUGGUGAAAGCAGGACUGGAUCAAGUUUAGGGCUGAUCCUGUAAUUCCGGUCUUUUGCUCUAAUCAGGAUGUGAUGAUCAGCUGUAUCGAAAGGUGGCAGAUAAGUAGAGAAAUACAACUCUGUAGCCAGCAGAGUGUCAUUACAACCCUUCCGGUCUCCAAUGCAUAUGUGAAAGCCAGGUUCAGAGAAACAGUUUUUACUUGUUCUUUUUGAAAUUUGAGAGGUCAUAUGAUUGUGAGUAUUACAUGCAAACUGAACAUGAAAAUAGACUUCUACCCACAAGUCUUGAUUGUCUGCUGAUUGAAACACUAGGAUUUGAAACGCCUGACAGAUCUACAUCACACUGUAAAUUUGCAUACAUGGAGUCAUCCAUCUCUGCUUGUGGCGAGGAAGGUGGGCGGGAUGCAUGUGAUUUAGCAUUCAGGAGCCAGAAGAGCACGACUCGGCUAACAAAAGCUAACCAUUAGCAUUAGCAACUCCACCACACAUCAAAGCUCCUUCAGGCUUGUGUUAUUUGUGGAGAUAAAACAUCAGCUCUGCAAAGCAAACAGAGUCAGUGGUAGAGUCAUGUUGCUAAGACUCCAAAUCGUGCCGCUGCUGCUCAUCUCUGUUCCAGCUAACUUUUACUUCCUAAAAUAGGAGCACUAGAGCAUUUUACCAUAGUGAACGACUCACAAGGCAUUCAUUUAUACCAGAGACCACUGCAGAUUACUAAAAAAAAAAAAGUGCACGAAGGCAUUAAUGUGUGCAUCAAAUAAACACAAUGUUGAGAUUGAAACCGGUAUUAAAUGUGUCAACCUAAAAGGAAAGUUUUAGCAUUUUAUAAAUAUUAUCCCAAACAUUAUCAGAAAUCACAGCAGACUACCUGACGUCGUGUCAAAUUCAAUUUUACUCCAUUUUUUUCUUCUAAAUCUCGACUGCUUUUGUCACGACAGGGUUUAGUGUGCACAUUUGUGCACGUAUCAUUUACAGUCAUAUUUUGACGUAGAGUUUCUUUUCUGUGUUUGUGUUGCUGCGAGAUCGUUUCUAGUGAUGCAAAUCAUUUACUUCAGAAAAUAACAGCAAUUCUAAAGCUUUAAUGCAUUAACCCCUUCAGAUGGCGGCAAUGGGCCAGAACCUUUUCAGAAACAAAUCUUCAUCAUUUCGUUUCAUGCUCGGCUAUGAUUCAUAGAGGAUGUGGGUGCACUUUUUAAAUUUUGAAAACAGAUUGUAAUAUUUUCAUGUUCCUGUUACUGAUGCGUCAGAUCUGACACAAAUGCCGGAGUGUUUGUUAUCCUUGUGCCUGCGUGCGAUGUCUGACUGCACACGGAGUGGGGAACUUUCAGUCAGCAUUGCAUAUGGUUGAUGCCAUCUUUGUGCAUUCUCACAACUAUUUAACAGCCUACACCGAGUGACUCACUUCUUCGGCCUGGCACAUUCAGCUGUCCGCAUUCUUGUCAGUGCCUCCUACAGAGCGCCGUGCUGGCAGCCCAUCAACUAAAAGUAAAACAGAAAAAUAACUAGAACAGGAGAAAAAGUGGGAUUAUUAUAUAAAUUGAGCACUUGAACGCUGGGCUGACUGGUGCCGCAGGCUCGCAGGACGUGCAGCUUUUUUAUUGUGGCAUGGGUGUCUGAAUCAGGGUCAGCAGGAGAGAGUCGAGUUACUGUGCAUGAGUGGGGAAUGUACUGGAAACUUUAGCCACUUCAUGAGAAUUUUAUAUCCUCGCUGAUAUAAUAAACAGUUCUCCGUUCGUGUCCGUACUUGACACGCCCACACAUCAACUCCAUUGUGCUUUUGCAUGAGGAUUUAAAAGCUCAUUUACGCUGCCGCUGCAGCAAAUGUCAGUUACUUGUUAUGCAUCAUUUCCACCUCAGGUUACAUGGAGUUAGCUUGCAUGCAACAGAAAGGGCCCCUUUAUGUUUUCUGUAGGUUACCUUUCCAGAGGUAGAACUGUACGCUCAGGUCCAGGAUUCAUGUUUGAAGCACAGGAGGGAGGAUUAAGGACCAAAGAUGAACAAACGGGUGAUUUGGUGGAACCUGAAUGCAUGCUUGGCUCUGCAGACUCGUACACGAGCCGGCCGUCGGACUCAGACGUGUCCCUGGAGGAGGAUCCUGAGGCUCUGAGGAAGGAGGCCGACAGACAGGCUCUCGCCACCCUCGAGAAGGCAAAGACCAAACCAGUGGCAUUUGCUGUGCGCACAAACGUGGGUUACAACCCGGGGCCCAGUGAUGAUGUUCCUGUGCAGGGCAUGGCCAUCUCCUUUGAAGCCAAAGACUUUCUGCACAUUAAAGAGAAGUACAACAACGACUGGUGGAUCGGGCGUCUGGUGAAGGAGGGAUGUGAGGUGGGCUUCAUCCCCAGCCCGGUCAAAUUGGAGAACACCCGUCAGAUGCAGGAGCAGAGAAUGAGACAGAACCGGCUUAGCUCCAGUAAAUCUGGAGGAAGUUCUAGUCUGGACGUUGCCACGGGAACCCGCAGGCCUACUCCACCUGGAACAGCUCACGUGGACAUGUCCACAGGGUCUUUUGACGCUGACCCACUUGACCUGGAUGCUGAGGAGCCCCCUGAGUCCCAGGGUGACCCUCGCUCCCCCAAGAGCAUGUCAGGCAGCGUAAUAUCCCCCCAGGCCAACGCCCACCGACUGCCCUUCUUUAAGAAGAUGGAGCAUGUCCCCCCCUAUGACGUGGUCCCCUCCAUGAGACCCAUCAUUCUUGUUGGACCCUCACUGAAAGGCUAUGAGGUUACAGACAUGAUGCAGAAAGCACUAUUUGAUUUUCUGAAACACAAGUUUGAGGGCAGGAUAUCCAUCACACGUGUGACGGCGGACAUCUCUCUGGCCAAACGUUCAGUCCUCAAUAACCCCAGCAAACACACCAUCAUUGAGCGCUCCAGUACCCGCUCAAGCCUGGCCGAGGUGCAGAGUGAGAUCGAGCGUAUCUUUGAGCUGGCCCGCACCCUCCAGCUCGUUGCUUUGGAUGCAGACACCAUCAACCACCCAUCUCAGCUGGCUAAGACCUCCCUUGCUCCCAUUAUUGUCUAUAUCAAAAUAGCCUCACCCAAGGUUCUCCAAAGGCUCAUAAAGUCCAGAGGGAAAUCCCAGGCCAAACAUUUAAACGUGCAGAUGGUUGCAGCAGACAAGCUGGCUCAGUGCCCACCUGAACUGUUUGACAUCAUCCUGGAUGAGAACCAGCUGGAAGAUGCAUGUGAACAUCUGGCUGAUUACCUGGAAGCCUACUGGAAGGCAACACACCCACCCAGCAGCAACCCUCCCAACCCCCUGCUGAACCGCACCAUGGCCACGGCGGCCCUGGCCGCCUCCCCUGAGCCUGUCUCCAACCUGCAGGGUUCAUACCUGGUGCACGGUGAGCAGAAGCGCGAAGGGGUUCCGGCAGAGAGCGGUGGGAGCAGCACUCUCCACGACUACCACACAGAGCUGGGAGGAAAGCCACACCAGCAGCAAAUGUACCUGCGCUCGUCUCGUGGUCAGCUGAGAGGGGGGAGUGGGAGAGGCCUGUCGCGGCAAGACACCUUCGACUCUGAGACCCAGGGCAGCCGGGACUCGGCCUACACCGAGGCCGGCGACUCCUGCAUGGACAUUGAGACUGACCCUUACGAAGAGCCUGAACCGUACCGGGGGAGUGGGGGCAGCCGCCUCCACCUGGCGCAGCAUCACGGGCGACAAGCCUCCUGGGAGGACGAAGGUGCCGAGCCAGACCAGGAGAACCUGAACCACCCCUCCACGCCUAGCCAAAUGCAGCCGCACGGUCGGGCCAAGCUGAGGGAGCGUUACUGCCAGGACCCCGUGGACACGGGUUCCCACGUGUCCCGCAACAAGAACCAAGAUGACUGGGCCAAGGACGUGUACAUCCACUGAAUGCUGAUCUCAUCCCAGAGCAGCUGCCGACUGAUGACAGCGAGAGAAUAGAAAGGGAAGGCUGUUUGGUUCUGGUUUUAGGACACUAAAGACACUGGGUUUGGGGCCACGCCAGUCAGGCUAACUUCAACAGCCAGAUGCCAUUCUCAUCAAGUUCUUCUUGCAAAUCAGUUUAUUCAUGUUUUUGAAGAAAUGAAUUAAAUGUUAAUUAUGUUAAUACUGCAUGAAUAUCAUGAAUUUCUUUACUGACAGCACAAGGACAGGAUAUGCUAUGGUCAUAGAUCUACGAUUGCCAUCUGUUCAACCCAGGCUCCCCUUUGGUUGUGAGGUGUGAAGGCUGACGGGGCUGUUUUCUGUCAUGUCCGUCCUCUGCAGUCUUAAACAGGGUCUAAUAUUACUGUUCCACUGUACCGUGUCAGGGUUUCUCUUUAUACUUCACUACUUUAGACUUCCAGGACUCCCACAGGGUUCCCGAAGUCGUGGAGCCUCUUGUCUUUACUCUUUCGUCGCCCAGACAUUAAAAGUCUGGUAAAGCAGUUUCCAAAUUUAAACAAACUUCAUCCUCUCAUCUCUCACAAAUUAAAAAAAUACACUCCAAAGAUGUUUACUUCUUCCCUGACUUGGUUGGGAUUCUGCAGACAUAUGAACCUGUCCUCCCAUUCCUUCUUCAUGGGUACAAGAGGACGCGGUCACUAUUCACCUGUGCUGCAGACUCGCAGCAGCACUCGGUUGUGUGAAUGAUGUGUCCUGCCUUAGUCUCUCCCACCUUAAGACACAAUUAUUUCCUGGAAAACUUCAAUCACAAGUGCCGGAAUGUCUCGCCAAGCCAUGUCCACCACAGAGUGGGAUGUCUUAAACUCUCGUUACACUCGUUUGUUUUCAUACCACGUUUUUGUGUCUCUGUGUCUUGGCUACUCUGAAAUGUAGCCUGCUGCUGUUUUGCGCAGAUCUCUCAUGUCCUUUUUCUUUGCACCAGCCUUAUUGUCUGUUUUGAAGAGCUAAUGGUGAUAUAGAAGUACAUGUAUGUGAGGUUAAUCACUCCAAACUUCCACUUAAAAUUGCUAGCUUGUCCGACAAUAAAUGCCACUCUCUUUUCACUCCUGAUUUCCGACUGAAUUAGUGUUGUUGGGUUUUUGUUCCUGUGAACAUUUGCAUUUUAAAAUCUUCAGUUCUUGUUAGGUAGUAGGAGGAAUAUCGUGUGGGGGAGGGGGUAGGAUCAGCUUUGGUCUGUGCUCGGUUAUCUAAAACGGAGGACCCACGAAUGUCUUUGGUGGGCCAGUUCGGCCCGCCCUGUCUUCAGUUGAAUAAGUAAAUAUUUAAUAAUGAUCAGUAAAUAAUGUUAUUGUUGCGUUAUCGCAAUUGUUAAAAUAUGAAAUAAUAUGUAUCAUUGGUGCCUGAUUGUAGCUUCAUUUUGCUUUUUCUGCCUUUCAUUUUUAAUCUGUGGAUAAAUUCAUAUUUUAAUUAAAAUUUUCAAAAGAAAAUGUCA